AUGGAUAAGUUUCAGGGACAGAGCACGAACAGUACUGAUAACAUUACAUCAACAGCAAUAGAUGAUGUUUCAUCAUUAUAUUCAGCUUUAAAGUAUGAUUAUGAGGGAAGCAAUAUCGCAAAUAUAAUAACGCAAUUACAACACAUAUAUCAGCCGAAAGAUGGUAUUAUUGCAUAUGAAUGUGUGUUGAAAAAAGUUCAAGAUUUACUAGAAGACUGUAAUUCCAGAAAAAAACAGUUAUUGCUCUCGAUAAUACCUGUUCCAGAUCAUGUUCCAGAUCACACGAUCAAGGAAGUUUUUCAUACAAUUACAGGUUUUAUGAAACUUAAUCUACAGGAAAACAAUAAUACGUUUCAAAAUGUAAAAAAUAUGGAUGGAAUAAUGGACAAUAAUAUUUCAUCGUCAAAGCAAAGUUCUUUAUCUAAGAAUGCGUCGAAUUUUAAGUCAUCACUCUCCGAAGCAUUCCCUUUUCGAGGUUUCCCUGAGAACGAAAUUUCUACGAUUCACAGUCAUGUAAAAAACGUAAACUACUUGUACAAAACCAUAGAAUGCGAUUUUCCUCGUUCAGAAAUUCUAGUUGAUGUCAGUCCAAAUUCUGCAUCAUAUAUUAAUCGACAGGCUGAUUCGUUGAGAUAUCAAUUAAAUAAUGAUCCGAAGAAUUGGUCGAACAGAAAUAAUAAUCAUCAAAUGCCAAUUUAUCAACAAUAUCUGUUUAAUAAGAAAUAUUAUAUACCUACUAAAAUUGGCACAAUUAAUGAAUCAAAUCUUUGGUAUUCAUCAUCUCAGAUAUAUCAGGACACAUGCGCUAUAAAAAUGCCUAACGAUAGUGAGAUAAUAGCGGAUUUGUGGCAAAAUAAUAAAAAUCCCCAACAAUUUAAUAAUCUUAAAUACGAAUGUAAAAAAAGUGAAGAUAAUAAUGAAUUCGAUAAAGAUAAAAUUAACGUUUCACAAACGAUAAUCGAUAUUGAUCAAAAUGCAACAAUUAAACAGACAGUUGAUGAUAAUAUAUAUAAAAUGGAUACGUGUUUGGACGAAGAUCAGAACAUUAUCGUAGAUGCAGACGAUUUUUUAGCACCAGUGCGCGAUAAACUUAAAACAAGCUUAAAAAAUUUUUUAAAACGAGCGCAAGAAGGAACUUCCAUUGAAUUGGCGGCUUUUCCACGCACCAGAUCAUAUCCACAAUCAAUAAUAAGCUCCUUAAACUUGGUAUGUUCUACCACGAAAGACCAGAAACCUGAAACGUCACGCAAAGUUUCAGAAAAAAAAUUUACAUCCAGUGUUUUGCAAAAUAAUAAUAGCAUAAAUAAAGAAUCUGAUGAAAAGGCGAAACCAAAAAUGUUUACGUCCGUAAGUGAAUUGCAAACGAAAAGCAAUUCUCAAGAACUGAAUAAAGCAACUGAAUUUCCAUUACCACAAAAUAAUUUAGAUUACAUUAUGAAAAAGAAAAUAGUUACACGUAAAUGCGAAGAAAAUAAUCGAGAAAAAUCAAUACACGGAUGCAAAGUAGUGGAAUCAAGAUCGAACGCUGUAAAUCCAGAGACCAAUUUUCAAGUUAAUUCAAUGUCCCAAUUAGCUGCGUACAAAAAACAUUAUUACGAAACUUUAUUGAGUGUUCAGAGAGCUAAAGUCGCAGUCACGAAUUCUUUAGCGUCUUCCUCGGAUCAUUUAACGAGUUACGAUGAUCCGUAUUACUCGAAUUACAUAGAUCAGCAGCAACAUCUGUUUCAUCAACAGCGUCAUUUCAUGAGACCGCAGUUUUUAACGUAUCCAGCCGAGCUAUCCGGAUUAUCAAACGUGCAUGGUAAUCAAUACAGUUGGGCGAAAUCAGUCUAUAAAUAUUUAUUAUUGAAACAAUUAAGGCUUCAACGACAGACUUCGCCCCUGUAUACCCGAAAUCAAGACGGUUGGAUUCAUCGCUAUAUCAGACCUGUGUAUCCUUAUUCUUUUACGUCAAACGAAAGUACUCAAACGAAGCAUUUCGUACGCCGUAAGAGUUUGGAAGACAUAGUCGGAAAAUUGAAGGAGAUUGAACGCAACAAUUAAACGAUUAUUUUCCUACAUUGAAGCGAGAAACUCUGUUGAACGAUACUUAUAAAGUUGCACGCACGAAUGGUAUAAUUUUAUAAUUUCUGUUCAUUCCUAUGAAAGAUGUAUAUAGCAUCUUCAGAUAUCAAGAUAAAGGACUAGUUGAUACAAUGGUAACAGUAAGAAUGUUAAAAAAUUCACAUAAUCAUAGAUUGAUAAAAUAUUAAGAUUAAUAUAAGUACAUGUAUAAGCUCGACAUAGAUUUAUCGCUCUCGUAAAUGUUCAUAUUUUACUUUAUAUUUGCUUUGCUUCUGUAUUGAAAAUAAUUAUGUGUUAUUAUGUAUUGAUUAUAAAAAGAUCGUGUAUAACGAUUUAUAUGUACACAUCUCUCGUUGGACAUUUUGAUUCCUUGUAAGACGUGAAUCUUAUAAAGUUCAAUGGAUAUCGCGCAACAAUUUUGAUGAAUUUUGUUUGUAUUUUGGACGAUUGCGUGAUAUAAUAAUUCUUCAAUAGUAUACGCAGAAUAUAAUGUUAUAUUUUUAUAGCUGUCACCAAUUGAACCGUAUUUAACGUACUUAUUAAUAAAUGUACAUUAUAUUCGGUUUGAGUAACAUUACACAAGGUUCACUCUAAUGACUAGAUGAUUUGUGAUAUAUUCUUAAAUAACAUACACAGUCACACACACAACUCCACACAAUCCAUAGUAUAUAAUACUCGUCUUCGAGUUACUCCUAGAUGUACAAAAUGACGUUUAAAAGAAUAUGUGACAAUGCUAACUUAGAUGUUACGUGACUCAUCGAUCAUUUAUUGUCCAGAUCAUUCGGUAUCAGCACGACAAAAUCACCAAGAUAAUAUUUUGCAUCAUUCUUGGUAAUCUGUCAAGCCGUAUUCAUUCGUAAUUCAUUCUCAGACCUCUGCUUAAGACAAUUCACGAUUCUACAAUUAAUGUGUCGCUACAAUUUGAUGUUUACUCUAAAUAUUGGCAGCAUCACAUUAUGCACUCUCACAUGUAAAUUAAAUAUAGAAAUACAAUGACACUAUCAGUACUCACGCGAAUAUAUAUAUGUACUUAUAUAAAUAUUUUAGAACACAUUGGAAAUAUUUAAAUAAGACGAACAUUCUUACUCGAAACACACAACGCGUUAUGUCUAUUAUUUGAUGUGAGAAUUUAGGCCAAUUAAAUUAUUAUGCUAGGAGAAUUAAAGCGAAAAUUGCUAGAAAUUUAUUCUGAAGUUAAAUUCCUAAUAUUUGAAAUCGUGAAGGAAUACACUUUUCAAAUAAUUAAGAUUUUAUACAAUGAUUUUUUGUCGAUUCCUUUUAGCUCGCCUGAUUUUUGGAGGAUAUCAGGUCAUGUACAGACUUGGAUUGUCAUACUAUCACUAUAGGUCAUUAUAUCGAUCGAGCCUAGUAUAUAAAAAGAAUCUGCGCUUAUUAAUCAUAAUUGAAAUUUAUUGCCUGAAUGAUAAUUUAUUCGUACAAAUUCUAAGAAAACAGUGCUUCGUGUAUCACAAACAUGCUGCUAUUUAUUAUUUUGCUUCGUUGAAGCAAAUAAUUGUCGCAAAUAUUAUUGAAGUCAAACGACAGUUUGAUCUUUAUUAUUAGCAAUAAUAAUGACUUUAAUCCAGAUAGCUAAUCCUUUUAUUGAUGCUAUACUUGAUAACAAAUCAUAUUUUCAUGAUUAUUCUUGAAGAAUUUAAAAUUUUAUAAAUAACAAUACAA
Nylanderia fulva is the source of this 3744-nucleotide messenger RNA. RefSeq lists its product as uncharacterized. NCBI's taxonomy places the organism in Eukaryota, Metazoa, Arthropoda, Insecta, Hymenoptera, Formicidae. The record is from RefSeq and is a predicted model, not a curated record.